AUGUUGGAGAAGGGCCGUCAAGCAUUGAUGAGCGCAGAAAGGCCUGCUAGCGACGAGGAGGCGGCGUGUAAAUGGAUCCCCAAGAAGAAACACGAGGUGCUGAAGGCAAAGUACAAAUGCCUGAAGAAGCUGUUCCAGAUCUACGACGCGAGCGUGAUAGGAAUUCUGCCGGAGCCCUACGCAGCGCCCGAGAUAGUCGAGAGGGAGAGGAAACACUCAAGGAGGCGACGCUCGCAUAGAACGAAGACGGACGCGUGCUCAGGCACAAACGAAAUAGCGUGCGACGUCGAGAAACGGUCUAUAGCGACUGCUGUCAUCCGUGACUUGAAGCUGCAAUACACGCCCACUUCCAUCAUCGAUUCGGACACGAGGCCGGAAACGAGACGCGACAAGUUCACCCAGGACUCCAGGGGCUGCCUUUCCGCCGGCGCGAGCGAAAAAGAGUGCGAGUACACCCAGACCUCGGAGCUGCUGCGGAUGCCGUAUUUGACGGGGAAAGAGACGAAGCCGAAGCCGACCCGCUUCCAGAUGUUUCUGCAGCGUCUGCUCGGCAUCAAGCGCGAGAGGACUAAUCAUCCGCCGCCAACGCCGCACGUAUACGCGGCUAGCGACAACAACAUCAACGAUCGGUACGGCAAGAGGCGCAAACGGGGUCUGCGCUUUCGGAGACUCCGCGGCCCUAAGAUCCAUUCGGAGACGGCCCUGAGGGAUGGACGCAACCCAGUGAUACUGAACUACGUGCAGUCCGUUCAGAAAAACUGCUUGAUGGACACAACGCCACGUCAAUGCCCUUUUUUAGGGUGCAGGAUGAUUUUCUACGGAAUCAUAAACUACAACGACCACCUGAACCUGUGCCACUUCACCGACCGCAAGUACUUCUGCCACUACUGCCACGAGGGCUUCGUAAGGGACUGCGACAAGCUGGUCCACGAGAACGAGCACAUCGGCAUCACGAAGCUGAACGCGAUCAACAAACUGGCCUCCACUCCGUCUUCCGACCGGCGGUCGUACAAAGUGGCCAGCCUGACGCAGACCGAGCCCCAAGCGGCACUGGACGUCGACGAGGAGAAGCUCAAGAAGAUAGUCUCCUUCUUCGACAAAAUCGACGACCCCGAGGAGAUAUUGGCCGAGCUGAAGAGGAGUCGACAUUCCCGCUCCAACAUGAACCUUACACGCCACUCGUCCAGGACUGAAGCCGCGACACCCGAGCCGAGGAGGUCGGACCGCAACACCCACGGAGCGUACAGCAGUGUACAACUGCGCAAAACCGACAGGAGGUCCCAUUCUUCCGGCUAUUCUGACGCACUCGCCCAUCGUUCGUCGGCGUCUUCGCUGAAAUGCCAAAUGUGCGGGGACAGUUUCGAUCGCAAGCAGCGUUUGAACCUACACGUUGACACGGAGCAUCGAGGGCACAAGCAGAAGUAUCUAAGCGCGAUGGGAAGCCAACGCGAGCGAGACACGUCAGAACGCCUCGAACGCUGCAGCGUCUCGACUGUUCGCCGGGUCGAUACAUCGUCAACCCUCACCCAGUCUCCAUCGGAGGGUUCCAACAAGAGCUGCGACCCUUCCACCAACAUCGUGUACUACACUUCAUUGGAGUCGGUCAGGAAGCCGUCCGUCAAGGACUUCAUGGCAAAACAUGCACGCAGCAGUUUCGGCUACAAAUGGGAGCCCGGCACCAAAGCCAGUCUUGCC
This is a messenger RNA of Iphiclides podalirius (scarce swallowtail), 1695 nucleotides long. The record is from the annotation of a GenBank genome assembly. NCBI's taxonomy places the organism in Eukaryota, Metazoa, Arthropoda, Insecta, Lepidoptera, Papilionidae.